AUGCUCGAAUUGGAGUUAUUUGACGUGUGGGGUAUAGACUUCAUAGGUCCAUUUCCACCAUCUUUUGGUCAGAAAAAUAUCUUUACUCGGUUUAGCACACCUAGAGCAAUAGUAAGUGAUGAAGGUACACAUUUUUAUAAAAAGCUUUUCAACUCCCUUUUGGCUAAAUACGAUGUCAAGCACAAAUUGGCACUUGGUUAUCAUCCGCAAUCAAAUGGGCAAGUAGAGGUAUCCAACAAAGAGAUAAAACAGUUUUUGGAAAAGACAGUGAACACCAACCGCAAGGACUACUCUCUCAAACUAGAUAACGCUCUUUGGGCAUACCAGACUGCCUUCAAAACACAAAUUGGAAUGUCACCCUACCAUUUGCUAUUCAGGAAAGCUUGUUAUCUACCAAUGAAAUUAGAGCAUAGAGCUUAUUGGGCUGUGAAGAAGUUGAAUUUGGACAUGAAGUUGGACGGUCCACAACCCUUGCUGCAACUUGAUGAAUUAGAGGAAUUCUGA
Molecule: messenger RNA, 504 nt
Organism: Olea europaea var. sylvestris
Lineage: Eukaryota; Viridiplantae; Streptophyta; Magnoliopsida; Lamiales; Oleaceae
Exons: 2
Coding region: 1-504 (167 amino acids)
Biological process (GO): DNA integration
Molecular function (GO): nucleic acid binding
Source: RefSeq, a predicted model, not a curated record